CUGCAAACGGCCUUAUUGUGCGCCAGGUAAUCAACUCACAUGUGACGCUUGUCGAGUCUCUACAAACGUGCGUGGUGAAGAUGGCGGCGCAAAAUUCGGUGCCGAGUGAUCUCUUUAAGCACGUUUAUUCAUUUCUAUUAGAAAACAAGUUCACAAAGGCUGCGCAGCAGUUUAUUAAACAGGCCAAAGUGAACCCGCGUGAGAACAAUGAUGAAAGUCUGGAAGACAUAUUCAACUUCUGGGUGAAGUCUCCUGAAGCUAAAAAGCGGAAAGCUCUCACCAGUGAUGCAGGAGGCCCGUCAGCCAAGAAGACCAAGACCUCUGCUGAGAGCUCGAGCAGCGAGGAGAGCAGCGAGGAGGAGGAGGCAGCCAAGGUUGCUCCUUCAGCCACUAAGACUGCUCCAGCGAAGACUCCUCCAGCUAAGAUGGCCACUGCAGCAAAGCCAGCAGAGUCCAGCAGCAGCGAGGACUCUGAAGACGAGCCUCCAGCUAAGAAACCAGCAGCGGUCAAGGCCCCAGCAAAGGCAGGGCUGGCGGUGGGAGGCAGGAAGAAAGACUCCAGCUCCAGCAGUGAGGAGUCUGACUCUGAGGAGGAGCAGCCUGCUGCAGCAGCCAAAGGACCAACCCCCACCCCCAAGGCCGCUGAGCAGCAGGAAAGCAGCAGUGAAGACAGCUCCAGCGAGGACGAGACGCCUGCCAAGGCCCCAGCCAAGGCUGCAGUCAAAGCCCCCCCAGCCAAGGCCCCCCCUGCAGAUGAGUCCAGCAGUGAAGACUCUUCCUCUGAGGAAGAUGAUGCUCCUCCCUGCAAAAAGCCCAAAGCUGGGCCGUACAGCGCUGUCCCUCCCCCCGCCGCCAAGAAGGCCCCCAGCAAGGCCCCCGCCCCCAGCAAGGCCCCCGCCCCCAGCAAGGCCCAGGACAGCUCCUCAGAGAGCAGUAGCGAUGAGGAGGAAGUGAAGACUGCAGGUAAACCUGCCCCUGUGAAGACGCCCCCAGCCACACCUGCCGCCCCGAAACCUGCUGCCCCAAAACCUGCCGCCAAGAAGCCGGAGUCCAGCUCUGAUAGCUCAGACUCAAGUUCGGAGGAGGAGACCCCAGCUAAAGCUACCCCAGCUAAAGCUACCCCAGCUAAAGCUACCCCAGCUAAAGCUGCCCCAGCUAAAGCUGCCCCAGCUAAAGCUGCCCCAGCUAAAGCUGCCCCAGCUAAAGCUGCCCCAGCUAAAGCUGCCCCAGCUAAAGCUACCCCAGCUAAAGCUGCCCCAGCUAAAGUUGCCCCACCGAAGGUGUCUAAGGCUGCCCCAGCAGAGGAGAGUUCUUCAUCCUCCAGCUCUGAGGAGGAAGAGGAGGCCAAGAAGCCGGCAGCUAAAUCUACCCCAGCUAAAGCUACUCCAGCUAAAGUUGCCCCACCGAAGGUGACUCCUGCUAAGGCUGCUGCAGCAGAGGAGAGUUCUUCAUCUUCAAGCUCGGAGGAGGAGGAAGAGGAGGCCAAGAAGCCAGCAGCUAAAUCUACCCCAGCUAAAGCUACUCCAGCUAAAGUUGCCCCACCGAAGGUGACUCCUGCUAAGGCUGCUGCAGCAGAGGAGAGUUCUUCAUCUUCAAGCUCGGAGGAGGAGGAAGAGGAGGCCAAGAAGCCGGCAGCUAAAGCUACCCCAGCUAAAGUUGCCCCACCGAAGGUGUCUAAGGCUGCCGCAGCCGAGGACAGUUCAUCUUCAAGCUCGGAGGAGGAGGAAGAGGAGGCCAAGAAGCCGGCAGCUAAAGCUACCCCAGCUAAAGUUGCCCCACCGAAGGUGUCUAAGGCUGCCGCAGCAGAGGACAGUUCUUCAUCUUCAAGCUCGGAGGAGGAGGAAGAGGAGGCCAAGAAGCCGGCAGCUAAAGCUACUCCAGCUAAAGUUGCCCCACCAAAGGUGACUCCUGCUAAGGCUGCUGCAGCAGAGGAGAGUUCUUCAUCUUCCAGCUCCGAGGAAGAGGAGGCCAAGAAGCCGGCAGCUAAAGCUACCCCAGCUAAAGCUACCCCAGCUAAAGCUACCCCAGCUAAAGCUGCCCCAGCCAAGACCCCUCCUGCCAAGAAGGCAGAGUCCUCAAGCUCAGACUCCGACAGCAGCUCAGACGACGAGGCCCCCGUUAAACCUGUCACACCCACCCCGGCGGCCACUUCCACCCCCAGACCCACCCCGGCCAAGGCUGCUGCAGCGAGCAGCUCAGAAUCUGACGACUCGUCUGAUGAGGAAGAGCAGCCAGCCAAGACCAAGGCUUCGGCCCCCACCACCCCCAAACCAGCCUCUAAGCCAGCCACCCCUGUGAGCAAACCUGCAGCAGCAGAGGAGAGCAGCUCUGACUCCUCCUCCGAGGAAGAGGAGGAGCCUGUGAAGCCCAAGACCGUUGUGGCCAAGCCAGCCUCUAAACCAGCCACACCAGCCUCUAAACCAGCCGCCAAGAGCCCUGCCCCCACCAGCAAGGCAGCUCCUGAGUCCAGCAGCGAAUCUGACAGCUCCAGCGACGAAGAGCAGAACACGACUGCAGCAGCCCCCACAAAGACCCCUGCCCCCACAAAGACCCCAGCCCCUGCCCCCACAAAGACCCCAGCCCCUGCCCCCACAAAGACCCCAGCCCCUGCCCCCACAAAGACCCCUGCCCCCGCCAAGACAGCAGACAGCUCCUCCUCUGACGAUUCCUCCGACUCAGAGACGGAAGCCACUCCCGCAAAGCCUGCUCUGACCAAUGGGAAGGCGGCAACGCCCAAAGCCACCGCCCCUGCCACCAAGGCAGUCGCCAAGCCUGCGGAGUCGUCCUCCAGCGACGACAGCUCCUCGGAGGAAGAGGAAAACAGUAAAACAGUUAAGGCUGCCCCCACCCCCAAGACAACUCCUGCCCCCCCUCCCAAAGCCAAGGAGGACAGCAGCAGCUCAUCGGAGGAGGAGGAGGCGGCUAAGGGUAAACCCACCCUAGCAGCAGUGACGCCAAUCACAAACGGAACAAAAGUCAAGAGAAAAAAGGAUGAAGACUCUUCUGACAGCGAGGAGGAGGAGGCAGAAGUGACGACUCCAAAGAGCAAGAAAGUCCCUAAGACGCCACAGACCUUUCCCAAGGUCAAGCCAAAGACUGCCAAUGUACCUUUCCGUAGAAUAAGAGAGGAGGAUGUUGAGGUGGAUCACCGUCUCGCAGACAACUCGUUUGACGCCAAGAUGGGCGCUAGCGGUGACUGGGGCCAGAAGGCCAACGAUGUCUUGCGGUUCACCAAGGGCAAGUCCUUCCGCCACGAGAAGACCAAGAAGAAGCGUGGCAGCUACCGAGGGGGCGCCAUCUCCACCACCAUCAACUCCAUCAAGUUUGACAGUGACUGAGGUUCUCUUCAACCCAACCCUCCUUGGUCCCCUCCCCCCCGCCUCCCUUGUCUACCAGGGAUGUCCCCUUCCCCCAAGUCCUGACACCUCCAUCUCUUCCUCCACCCACUGACAAUUUGCUCCCCCCCCCCAUCUCCCAGCAGCAGCAUCCUGACUGAAGAACUGAACUCUUGUACUGAGCUAACAGCAAGCUAGCUUAGCGGCUACAUGUAGUCAGCCAAGCUACUAGCUAUCUAAGCUAAUGGCUAGCUUGUGGCUACAUUUAGCAGAGCUGGCUAGUCUUGAUCGAUAGCUAUGCUGCUGUCCUGACUAGCGGUGUGACAGAGAUGCUACAGGGGAGGUGUCUGCUCCUCUGUGCCUAACUAUGAAUGCAUCAACAAGGGUAACGUCUUGUAAGGGUAAUGUCCUUUGAGGGGUAAUGUCUUGAAAAGUCCUUAUGACUGUAGUUAUGUCGUAUGGCCACCAGGUGGCUCUUGGUGCCACCUUUACCUUAUUGUUUGCUGUUAAAUUCUGCAUCCAUUUCUCAUGGCCCUUUCUGCAUUGGUUUGUUAGUUUAACAUGCGCUUUAUCAUGAGUGUUUUUCAUUGGCAAUUACAAAUGAAUUGUUGCAUUUUAUUUGUUUAGCAACCUUUUGCAUCUUCAGCCUCUCGAAGGGAUGGUUUGAUCUUCUUGUGAAUGACAGAGUUGCAAGGCUUUGUGUUUUUAUGUAGAGUGUGGCUGCUCAGGUUGAUAUUCACAUAACCCCGAAGACUAACCAGCCGCACUAGUGUUUCCUGUAGUAUAAAUAAGGUGUCAGCUUCUCUGUUUUUACAUUACUACUCCUGGUUCUCGUUCUGAUAUUUUAUGGAAAUAUUGAAGUAGUGUUCCAUACCCUCUGGAUGCUCGUACCACCUUAGACCGCAGGUGUGACCCUCUCCACCCUGCUGCCCCCUGGUGGCCCUGCUGCAGAAGGACUGCCCCCUGGUGGUCCUGCUGCAGAAGGACUGCCCCCUGGUGGUCCUGCUGCAGAAGGACUGCCCCCUGGUGGUCCUGCUGCAGAAGGACUGCCCCCUGGUGGUCCUGCUGCAGAAGGACUGCCCCCUGGUGGUCCUGCUGCAGAAGGACUGCCCCCUGGUGGUCCUGCUGCAGAAGGACUGCCCCCUGGUGGUCCUGCUGCAGAAGGACUGCCCCCUGGUGGUCCUGCUGCAGAAGGACUGCCCCCUGGUGGUCCUGCUGCAGAAGGACUGCCCCCUGGUGGUCCUCAGCGUCCUUGCAAGGGACAGUCCGUCCGUCCCCCCCCAGGCCGCCAUCACACCCACCUCCGGAUCUUUACAAGUAGUCACUUUUAAUUUACUGUUUCAUCUCAACUGUACCCCUGUAGACUACGGUUUCAGUUUGUUUUUCUUACUGAGUCUGAACGGAAUAAAGCCUUGACCGAU
Molecule: messenger RNA, 4756 nt
Organism: Osmerus eperlanus (European smelt)
Lineage: Eukaryota; Metazoa; Chordata; Actinopteri; Osmeriformes; Osmeridae
Gene: nolc1
Product: nucleolar and coiled-body phosphoprotein 1
Exons: 14
Coding region: 81-3338 (1085 amino acids)
Cellular component (GO): nucleolus; nucleoplasm
Molecular function (GO): protein binding
Source: RefSeq, a predicted model, not a curated record